Messenger RNA from Ilex paraguariensis (yerba mate), 453 nucleotides. The record is from the annotation of a GenBank genome assembly. Lineage: Eukaryota; Viridiplantae; Streptophyta; Magnoliopsida; Aquifoliales; Aquifoliaceae.
AUGAUGGUCACCUGUUUGUCUUCUCCUCAUCCACAGGAUCAAUGUCAAGGCCUUCGGUAUUCUGGGGACAGCAUCUCACUUGGUUUUGUCUUCACUGCUUACUUUCUCUUUUCUCCCUCAGAAUAUUUCUUCCCUUCGUAUGUGCAGAGUUCCCAGGAGGCUUUUAGUCAUACAAAGGGUUAUCAUCUGUCAUGCAGCCGUCUUAUCUGUAACCCAGCCGCCUUAUCAAUUGGAUCUCCUAGGUGCAGCUGGCUUAUCUCUAAUAGCUUAUCGAAUCCUAAUAAGGCCAUUCAGUUGCCUUAUUCGAUAAGCCCCUCCACUUCUCAUGGCCCAGCCCCUAAGACCCCCCAGCUUAAGACAACUAAUAUUUGCAGUUCAUCAGCUGCUUUUCCCGGUUGGUCUCAUCUCUCAGCUAAUGGUCGCAGCUCCUUUAAAGCAAUGUAUCCAGCUUAG